Vanessa tameamea is the source of this 1165-nucleotide messenger RNA. It is a transcript of the gene cib, whose product is annotated as thymosin beta. The record is from RefSeq and is a predicted model, not a curated record. The transcript is spliced from 6 exons. Gene Ontology annotation, biological process: actin filament organization. Gene Ontology annotation, cellular component: cytosol. NCBI's taxonomy places the organism in Eukaryota, Metazoa, Arthropoda, Insecta, Lepidoptera, Nymphalidae. The coding region runs from base 247 to 873 and encodes 208 amino acids. Gene Ontology annotation, molecular function: actin monomer binding.
CGCAGUACCGUUCCGUGGAAUUAUACACCUUCAAGCACUAAUGAUAAGAGCUACGUGUAUCACGCGUGGCAGUCUGUAAGUUACCGCGCGCCGCCACCCCCGAUUUAUCGCCCGCAUACAACUUCUGUCUGUUGAGCCUCACUGUUCACUGACGGCAUCACGGCACCCACCCAGUCGCAUUUUGCCGGUCGAACACCGUGAACGUGUUAAGUCUACUCUACACCAAAAAAUCUAGAUCUCUUAACAAUGGCCUGCUCAGUCAGUGAUUCCCCCUCCCUCAAGGACCUCCCCAAGGUCGCCACUGAUCUCAAGAGCCAGUUGGAAGCGUUCAACCCCAGCUGUCUACGGGAUGUUGACACUAAUGAAAAAAUCGUGCUACCAUCAGCUGAAGACGUUGCGAAAGAAAAGCUGCACUCAGCACUCCUCCACGACGUAGAGCAAUUUCAGACAUCCUCUCUAAAGAAAACGGACACCGUAGAAAAAAUAGUCUUACCCAACGCCAUAGAUGUGGCAACUGAAAAAACUCAAAAGUCCCUAUUUGACGGUAUUGAGAAGUUCGAUUCCAGCAUGCUGAAGCACACGGAAACACAAGAGAAGAACCCGCUUCCUGAUAAAGAUGUUGUCGCAGCGGAGAAGGCACACCAGAACCUUCUAGAAGGGGUGGAACACUUCGACAAGACACAAAUGAAACAUACAACAACGGAAGAGAAAAAUUCAUUGCCGCCUGUUGAAGCCAUUGAAGCCGAGAAGGAGAAGAACAAGUUCUUGAAUGGCAUCGAGAACUUCGACCCAACUAAGCUGAAGCACACGGAGACCUGCGAGAAGAACCCCCUGCCCACCAAGGACAUCAUCGAGCAGGAGAAGACGGCCUGAACUGCCAGUAUUUAACGCAACCAUAUAUCGCUAGUGUCGCCGUAUUUUAGACUCGAUAUAAGUUUUGUAAGGCCAGGUGACAUAGCCCGCGUGUAACAACUCAAUGACACCGGAAGGUUCCGGAAUUUUCCGGAUCGUUUCGGUCUUGACCGGAUCGGGCCCCGUCAACUGGAAAAUUUAGAACGUAGGAACCAAAUUUUCUAUGUCACUUUUAACUAUAUAUAUCUGAUAAGUGUAUUUUAUGAGCAUUUUUAUUUAAUUUAUAACGAGUUGGAUUAAAUUUUAAGAUUGA